Messenger RNA from Closterium sp. Naga37s-1, 8808 nucleotides. The record is from the annotation of a GenBank genome assembly. NCBI's taxonomy places the organism in Eukaryota, Viridiplantae, Streptophyta, Zygnematophyceae, Desmidiales, Closteriaceae.
AUGGCGUCCGCGGAGGAACUAAAGGCGGAAAACACCCGCCUUCAAGCGGAGAUGCAGUCCAUGAAAAAGAAGAUUGUUUUAGCUCUCAAAAAGCAGCAGGCGGAGCUUCAAUCUAAAGUCCAAGAGGCCGAACGAGUCCGGGACGAGGCUUUAAAGCGAGCCGAAGCCGCGGAAUCAGGAGCUUCUAACGGAGAUGCAUCUAAAGGAGCGGAUCCGGCGGCGCUGCAGCAGCUGCAGGACCAACUGAAUGCGUCUCAGCAGGAACUGAAAAUGCUAAGAGAAGAGUACGUGGUUGCGAGCGAGAAGCUCAAGGCUGCUGAAGACCAGGCCAGAUCAGCGGAGGAGGAGAGAAAGAAAGCCAUGGAUGACGCAAAUGCGGCUCAGAAGAGCCUUCGCGCGUCGAAAGAGGAGGUCCAGAUGGUCCGCGAGCAAUGGACGGCGGCGCAAGGCGCGCUGAUGACAACUCAGGAGGAGCUUAGCGGUCUGCAGGAGCAGCUGCGGAAAGCGCAGGGGGAGGCGCGGGAGGCGCAGGAAGGGCGCGCGGCGGCGCAGCAGGCGCUGCAGGCGCUGGGGGAGCGGGUGAAGGCGGCAGAGGCGGAGAAGCGGAGCGAUCAGGCGGAUCAGCGGCGCGCGCAGGAGGUGGUGGUGCGCGCGGAGCAGCAGCUGAAAGCCGCGCAGGCGGAGCGGGAGAGCGCGAUGGAGGCGCUAAACGCUGCGCGGAGAGAGCUGGAGGGUUCUCGGGCAGACGGGGAAAAGAUGGCCGGGCAGCUGAAAGCAAUUCAGGUGGAGCUGGAAGCUUCGAAGGAAGAUGGGAGCAAGCUGCAGGCGCUGGUGGCGGAAUUGCAGAGGAAGCUUCCUGCGGUGGAGCAAGAGAGGGAAGUGCUGAGGGGGGAUAAGGAGAAGUUGGAAUCGGAGAUUAAAGCGCUAAGGGAUGAGCUCGAGGGUUUGAGACACGGCAAGGAAGCUUCGCUGGAAGAGCUGCGUGCGCAAGUCGAAACUUCCAGGAAGGAGCUGGGGGAAGUCAAAGCGGAGCUGGAGAAGGCGAAGGAGGAGGCUGGAAAGGCUCAGUGUGAGGCGACGAACAAGGGCGCGCAGGUAGAGGAGUUGCUUCAGGCGCAGGCGGCGCUUCAGGGGGAUAUUGAGAAGGCCAAGACGGAGGCAGCAGAAGCGCGGGAGGAGGUUGGAAAGGCUCAGUGCGAGGCGACGAACAAGGGCGCGCAGGUAGAGGAGCUGCUUCAGGCGCAGGCGGCGCUUCAGGGGGAGAUUGAGAAGGCCAAGGCAGCGGCAGCAGAGGCGCAGGAAGAACUGGGGAAGGUGCGAUGCGAGGCGACGAACAAGGGCGCGCAGGUGGAGGAGCUGCUUCAGGCGCAGGCGGCCCUUCAGGGGGAAAUUGAGAAGGCCAAGGCGGCGGCAGCAGAGGCGCAGGAAGAACUGGGUAAAAUGCGAUGUGAGGCAACGAACAAGGGCGCGCAGGCAGAGGAGCUGCUUCAGGCGCAGGCGGCGCUGACAGGGCAGGUGGAAGAGGCGAAGGCCGCAGCAGCUAAAGCAGCUGCGGCGGCAGCAGAUGCAGAGGCGGCUCUUCAAGCGCAGCUGGCAGAAGCGAAGAAAGAAGUUGCCAGCCUUACCUCACAGCUGAAGGGCAUGCGAGGGGCCAUGGAUCACGUGCAGAAGGCUGCUUCGGAGACAGAGGAGAGCAUCCAGAAAGAGCUGGCAGAUCUCGCCGCCAAGUCAGAUUCCCUCAAAGACCAGCUGGCAGCCGCGCAGGCUGAGCUGGCAUCAGCCAAAUCCUCGCUGGAAAAGGAGAUUCAUUCGAGAGAGGCAGCGCAGAGAGAAGCAGAGGAGGCUCGAGCGGCGUUGGACUCUUUCCAGGAAAGUGCCGGGAAGGAGCAGCAGCAAGCUGGGGAGCUGUGGCAGCAGCUUCUAGACACGCGGAAGCAGGUUGCAGCAGAGACGGAUAGGGCUGAUGGGAGCGAGAAAGAGGCGGAGGGAUUGAGGAAGAGGGUUGAGGGGUUGGAGAGGGCGGUUGAGGAGAAGGAGAAGGAAGGGGAGGCUGUGAGGGGGGAACUGGAGGGAGUGAGGGGGAGGUUAGGGGAGGUGGAGGGGAGGGUGAAGGAGUUGGGGGAGGACGUUGCUGCAAAGGAUGAGGAGGUGGGUGGGCUGAGGAGGGAGUUGGAAGCUGCGUUGAAGGCAGCUGAGGAGGCGAAGGAGGAGGGUGAAAAGGUAAGGAAAGUGGCUGAGGAGCUAAAGAAGGAGAUGUAUGUCGUUGUAGGGACGAAGGAGGCGGAGAUUAAAGCCAAGGAGGAGGAGAUUCAGGGGCUAAAGGAGAAGCUGGAGCAAGCGGUAGCAGAGAAGGGAUCAGGAGAGGCGGAGGCUGCUAAGAUGGGCGAAGACAGGAAGGCGUUAGAGGGCCGGGUGGCGGAGCUUCAAGGGGAGCUUGAGAAGGCGAAAGCGGAGGUGGAGAGCGGUAAAGAGGAGUUGGAGAGGGUUAAAGGGGAAGCAGAGAAAGCACAAGGGGAGGCAGAGAGUGUUAAAGUGGAACUCGAGAGGGUGAAAGAGGAGGAAGAGAGAGCGAAAGGGGAGGUGGAAAAGGGUGUGGUUGAAGUGGAGGAGGCGAGAGGCGCGCUUAAGACAGCAGAGGAGAGGGUGAAAGAAUUGGAGGUGAACGAGGGAGAGUGGGAGGGGCGAGAGGCUGAGUUGAGGAAGAAACUGGAAGCAGCAGAGGCGGAGUUAGCUGCUGCUAAGGCUGAAGCCGCAGCAGCAGGGGCAGAGGCGGCAGGAGCAGCGGCAGCAGGGGCUGUGGCAGGAGAGGCCCGAGUGGGAGAGCUGGAAGAGGCGUUGAAAGCGGUGAAGAGGGAGAAGGAGCGGUUGGAGGAGGAGUUGGAGGAGGCGUUGGGGAAGGUGAGGGAAGCGGAGAGGAAGAGCGAGCAGGUACAGGCAGAGAUCAAAGCAGAGCUGCAGGGGAUGAGGGAGAAGAGCGUAAAGGAGGGCGCAGAGAGGGCGGAUGGGGAGAAGAGAGUAACUGAGCUUACUGCUGAGUUGGAAGGGGUGAGAGCAAGGGUAGAAGCAGCAGAGCUAGAGGCAGGGAGGAUGAGGGAGGAGGCGGAGAGGGGGAGGGAACAGCUGGCAAUGUCGGGCGGUGCGCAGGCUGAGGAGCUGGCGAAGGUGAAUGCUGAGCUGGCGACGGCAAACGCUGAGCUGGCGCGGGUGUCGGGUGAGCUGGCGCAGGCUGCAGCUGCCCGUGUGGCGGCGGAGGAGGCGGCUGCCAGAGUGGCGGGCGCUGCAGGGGAGGCGAUGGGGAAGGCUGAGUCAGCAGAGAGUGAGCUGGCGACAGUGCGCAGCAAGCUGGAGGCAGAGGUGAAGGCAGCGGAGGACAAGUAUGCGGAGCUGGACAGCAAGUUCAACCGCCUGCAGAAGCGCGCCAAGCAGAGAAUCCAGGAAGUGACCAAGGAGAAGGAGGAGGCAGAGAGGAAGCUGGCAGAGGAAAGGAAGCAACAGGCGGCGCUGCAGGAGGAUCUGGAGAGAGCCAAGGGGGUGGCUGCAGAGGCGCAGCGGACGGCCGAGAAGGACAAGGAUCAGCUGAGGAAGACCAACGCGUCGCUCAAAGAAGAAGUGGACGAGCUGAGGCGGGCCUUGGAACUGAAGGAGCAUAACCUGAAGGAGUCGCGGAGGCUGGCAGCGGGCAAGGAGCAGGCGUGGCUGGAGCUGUCGAGCUCAGCGCAGGAGGAGCGGGAGCGCAUGGCGGGGGCUGUGAAGGAGGUGGAGGAGCGGAUGGAGCGGAUGGGGAAGGAGCAGGAGGCGCGGGCGGCUGAGCUGCAGAGGGAGUUGAACAAGGCACUGGAGAGCAGCAGUGCGCUGCAGGUCCAGCUGUCGCAGAAGGAGCGCCAGCUGGCGGAAGUAGAGGCGGCUACGUCAGGCGAGCUGGCGCGGCUGUCGGCCACUCUGGAGGCGACACGUGGCGAGCUGCACCGGCUGGAGCAGAAGCUGCAGGAGGAGAGGAGCGGGUGGGAGGAGACAGUGGGGCAGCUGAAGAGGCGGGUGGAGGGGAUGGAGAGGGGGAAGCGCAUGCAGGAGGUGGCGUUGCAGGAGGCGAAGGGGGCGUGGCAGCAGGAGGUGGAGGGGCAGAAGAAGGCCGUUGCUGCCGCCCUGGCGGAUUUAGCUGCUGCACAGGCGGAGGUGGCGAAGGGGCGUAAUGAGCUGGCGGCGUACAAGGUGCGGGCAGCAGCGAUGCUGAAGAAGAAGCAGGAGGAGCUUGAAGCGGUGGGGAACGCCGAUGCUAUGGCGAGCAAGGAAGAGGCAAUCCACGAGGCGAAGCGGGCAGAGGCAGCAGCAGUGGCGGAGAGGGACAGAGCGCUUAAGGCUUUGGAGGAUGCUGCUGUGGACCAUGAGACGCAGAUGGCAGCGCGAAACGUGGCAUUGAUGGAAGCGGAAACGAAGAUACGGGAGCUGACGGGCAGGCUGGAGGCGGUGAGGCAGCAGAGCCGGGCAGCGCAGGAGGAGAUGCACGGGCGGAUGAUGGACCUGGAAGACGGGUGGCGCGCAGAGAAGCUGCGGCAGCAGGAGGAGAAGCUAAAGGGGCAGACGGACAGCCAGACAGCAACUCUAGAGACAGAGUUGAGGAGAAGAGUGGAGUCCGGGGAGAGGGAGCAUUCAGCGUACAGAGAGAUGGCGGACAAGACUAUAGAGGCCAAGGAUAAGGCGAUUGAGGGGAAGGAUAAGGAGAUUGCGCGGCUCUCUGCUGAAGCUGCACGCCUGCAGGAGGCUCUGAUUGCUGCUCAGGCUGGUUCUGCUGCUGCUGGUGGCGCUGGUGCUGGUGCUGGUGCUGCUGCUGCUGCUGCUAGUGUGGCUGGUGGUGGUGCCAACAGUGGUGCCGGUGGUGGUGUUGCUGGUGCUGGUGGUGGUGGGGAGGGUGAUGGGGUAAAGCUUGCGGGGCUGGGUGCUGCUGGGAUGGAUGGAGCGGCCAGUCCCAGGAAACCAGCUCUCAUCUCGGUGAGUCCACUGCACCCACUGCACCGCACUCCACCGCACUCCAAUGCUGUAAAUGCUGCUGGUGGGGAGGGUGAUGGGUUGAAGAUAGCGGGGCUGGGUGCCGCUGGGAUGGAUGGAGCGGCCAGUCCCAGGAAACCAGCUCUCAUCUCGCCCGGUUCUCGGAUGUCAGAUCCAGGGUUCGGCAAAUCACCCUCAUCCACUGUCCCCUAUCUCAUCUUCCUCCUAUCCUAUCCCAUCUCCACAUUGACUCCCUCCCCCCACAAUCCCCUCCCUCAUGCAGCCCGGUUCUCGGAUGUUGGAUCCAGGGUUCGCCAAAUCACCCUCAUCCGGCCUACCUCUCUCCCUCGGUGCGUUGCCUCUCUCCCUCGGUGCGUUGCCUCUCUCCCUCGGUGCGUUGCCUCUCUCCCUCGGUGCGUUGCCUCUCUCCCUCGGUGCGUUGCCUCUCUCCUCGGUGCGUUGCCUCUCUCCCUCGGUGCGUUGCCUCUCUCCCUCGGUGCGUUGCCUCUCUCCCUCGGUGCGUUGCCUCUCUCCCUCGGUGCGUUGCCUCUCUCCCUCGGUGCGUUGCCUCUCUCCCUCGGUGCGUUGCCUCUCUCCCUCGGUGCGUUGCCUCUCUCCCUCGGUGCGUUGCCUCUCUCCCUCGGUGCGUUGCCUCUCUCCCUCGGUGCGUUGCCUCUCUCCCUCGGUGCGUUGCCUCUCUCCCUCGGUGCGUUGCCUCUCUCCCUCGGUGCGUUGCCUCUCUCCCUCGGUGCGUUGCCUCUCUCCCUCGGUGCGUUGCCUCUCUCCCUCGGUGCGUUGCCUCUCUCCCUCGGUGCGUUGCCUCUCUCCCUCGGUGCGUUGCCUCUCUCCCUCGGUGCGUUGCCUCUCUCCCUCGGUGCGUUGCCUCUCUCCCUCGGUGCGUUGCCUCUCUCCCUCGGUGCGUUGCCUCUCUCCCUCGGUGCGUUGCCUCUCUCCCUCGGUGCGUUGCCUCUCUCCCUCGGUGCGUUGCCUCUCUCCCUCGGUGCGUUGCCUCUCUCCCUCGGUGCGUUGCCUCUCUCCCUCGGUGCGUUGCCUCUCUCCCUCGGUGCGUUGCCUCUCUCCCUCGGUGCGUUGCCUCUCUCCCUCGGUGCGUUGCCUCUCUCCCUCGGUGCGUUGCCUCUCUCCCUCGGUGCGUUGCCUCUCUCCCUCGGUGCGUUGCCUCUCUCCCUCGGUGCGUUGCCUCUCUCCCUCGGUGCGUUGCCUCUCUCCCUCGGUGCGUUGCCUCUCUCCCUCGGUGCGUUGCCUCUCUCCCUCGGUGCGUUGCCUCUCUCCCUCGGUGCGUUGCCUCUCUCCCUCGGUGCGUUGCCUCUCUCCCUCGGUGCGUUGCCUCUCUCCCUCGGUGCGUUGCCUCUCUCCCUCGGUGCGUUGCCUCUCUCCCUCGGUGCGUUGCCUCUCUCCCUCGGUGCGUUGCCUCUCUCCCUCGGUGCGUUGCCUCUCUCCCUCGGUGCGUUGCCUCUCUCCCUCGGUGCGUUGCCUCUCUCCCUCGGUGCGUUGCCUCUCUCCCUCGGUGCGUUGCCUCUCUCCCUCGGUGCGUUGCCUCUCUCCCUCGGUGCGUUGCCUCUCUCCCUCGGUGCGUUGCCUCUCUCCCUCGGUGCGUUGCCUCUCUCCCUCGGUGCGUUGCCUCUCUCCCUCGGUGCGUUGCCUCUCUCCCUCGGUGCGUUGCCUCUCUCCCUCGGUGCGUUGCCUCUCUCCCUCGGUGCGUUGCCUCUCUCCCUCGGUGCGUUGCCUCUCUCCCUCGGUGCGUUGCCUCUCUCCCUCGGUGCGUUGCCUCUCUCCCUCGGUGCGUUGCCUCUCUCCCUCGGUGCGUUGCCUCUCUCCCUCGGUGCGUUGCCUCUCUCCCUCGGUGCGUUGCCUCUCUCCCUCGGUGCGUUGCCUCUCUCCCUCGGUGCGUUGCCUCUCUCCCUCGGUGCGUUGCCUCUCUCCCUCGGUGCGUUGCCUCUCUCCCUCGGUGCGUUGCCUCUCUCCCUCGGUGCGUUGCCUCUCUCCCUCGGUGCGUUGCCUCUCUCCCUCGGUGCGUUGCCUCUCUCCCUCGGUGCGUUGCCUCUCUCCCUCGGUGCGUUGCCUCUCUCCCUCGGUGCGUUGCCUCUCUCCCUCGGUGCGUUGCCUCUCUCCCUCGGUGCGUUGCCUCUCUCCCUCGGUGCGUUGCCUCUCUCCCUCGGUGCGUUGCCUCUCUCCCUCGGUGCGUUGCCUCUCUCCCUCGGUGCGUUGCCUCUCUCCCUCGGUGCGUUGCCUCUCUCCCUCGGUGCGUUGCCUCUCUCCCUCGGUGCGUUGCCUCUCUCCCUCGGUGCGUUGCCUCUCUCCCUCGGUGCGUUGCCUCUCUCCCUCGGUGCGUUGCCUCUCUCCCUCGGUGCGUUGCCUCUCUCCCUCGGUGCGUUGCCUCUCUCCCUCGGUGCGUUGCCUCUCUCCCUCGGUGCGUUGCCUCUCUCCCUCGGUGCGUUGCCUCUCUCCCUCGGUGCGUUGCCUCUCUCCCUCGGUGCGUUGCCUCUCUCCCUCGGUGCGUUGCCUCUCUCCCUCGGUGCGUUGCCUCUCUCCCUCGGUGCGUUGCCUCUCUCCCUCGGUGCGUUGCCUCUCUCCCUCGGUGCGUUGCCUCUCUCCCUCGGUGCGUUGCCUCUCUCCCUCGGUGCGUUGCCUCUCUCCCUCGGUGCGUUGCCUCUCUCCCUCGGUGCGUUGCCUCUCUCCCUCGGUGCGUUGCCUCUCUCCCUCGGUGCGUUGCCUCUCUCCCUCGGUGCGUUGCCUCUCUCCCUCGGUGCGUUGCCUCUCUCCCUCGGUGCGUUGCCUCUCUCCCUCGGUGCGUUGCCUCUCUCCCUCGGUGCGUUGCCUCUCUCCCUCGGUGCGUUGCCUCUCUCCCUCGGUGCGUUGCCUCUCUUCCUCUCGGUGCGUUGCCUCUCUCCCUCGGUGCGUUGCCUCUCUCCCUCGGUGCGUUGCCUCUCUCCCUCGGUGCGUUGCCUCUCUCCCUCGGUGCGUUGCCUCUCUCCCUCGGUGCGUUGCCUCUCUCCCUCGGUGCGUUGCCUCUCUCCCUCGGUGCGUUGCCUCUCUCCCUCGGUGCGUUGCCUCUCUCCCUCGGUGCGUUGCCUCUCUCCCUCGGUGCGUUGCCUCCUCCCGGGUGCCUCUCCCUCGGUGCGUUGCCUCUCUCCCUCGGUGCGUUGCCUCUCUCCUCGGUCCGUACCCCCUCGCCCUCGCUUUCUGUCCUCCCUCUUCCUUGUUGUCUGGGGGAUGGGGUUGGCAGACAACCCAGCAGAGAAGGCUGCGAUCGCAGAGCAACACAUACUGGUACGUCUUGCCCUUGCCACUCCUGCCUCUCUUCCCUCUGCUGCCUCUCUUCCCUCUGCUGCGUCUCUUCCCUCUGCUGCGUCUCUUCCCUCUGCUGCGUCUCUUCCCUCUGCUGCCUCUCUUCCCUCUGCUGCGUCUCUUGUCUCUGCUGCCAUGCCAUGCCCGUCUGCCCCUUUGUUGUCCUUUCAUCCUUCCCGCACCCUUCACCCUUUCAUCCAGUUCCUUGCGCGGCAGCAAGCACAAAGGGAGGAGGAGGUAGCACAGUGCAGGCGGCACAUUCAGGCACUGCAGGAGGAGAUCACAGACUUGCAGAGGGAGAAUCAGCUGAGAGCCAAGCAGGAAUCUGUCUUGAAGAAGGAGCUGAGGAACAUGGAGAGAGCGCAGAAGAGAGAGACGGUGGACAUGACUUAUUUGAAGAACGUGAUUCUGCAGCUGCUUAUCAGAACAGACCAGAGGGCGACCCUCAUCCCUGUGAUCGGCAUGAUACUGCAGUUCAGCCCAGACGAGGUGAGCCUAGGCCGGCCGGCACUCCUUUAG